AUGCUGUCUGGGCCGGCGUCGCAUAUUCGUGUUUCCACUGUUCAUACCAGUACUCAGAUUGGUGAGAAUGGCUGCGAAUCGAAACGUCCGAACUUGAUCUUGACUGCGAUUUCUGGAGUUGAGUGGCAGGACCAACUGGUUAUCUUCCUCAACUCUCUCGAAGCUUCACUCGGUCGUGAAACGCUUCUUGCCAGUCAGCAGCACACGUGUCCUCCAGCUCCUGUUCACGUCAAGAUCACCGUCCCGGGGGCAAUCGCCAAGGAUCUUCCAAAGGGGUUUCAGGAGAUUGUAAGGAGGUUUCCUUUUGUCGACUUCGUGGGGCCUGAUGAGAACGUACACGGACAAUGGGCCCCUCUCGUCUUCUGGAGGUUCGGGGCAUGGGCAGCUUUGCUUGGACACGCCGGUGAUCCUCAGUCCCUCGCCGUAAAGUACGACAAAGCCCUUGUCAUCGACCUCGACAGUGUCUUCCAGCGAAACCCCUUCGACAUGCCACUCAAGCAUGGCAGCUCCCUCGCCUACUUCGCCGAAUGGACAGGUCUGCGUAUUGGACAGUGCAAGUACCAUUUGAGAUGGUUCGACGAAUGCGAAAAGGCCAAGGGCGGACCGUAUAUCACGCAACAGCAGAUCGACGACUUAGGAGACUUCGAGAGGAUCUGUGCUGGUUCGGUGUAUGGAACGGCGAAGGCUAUGUCUGUAUAUCUACAGACAAUGGCGAUGACGUUGUUGGAUUCGCAUUUCCGAUGCAAUGAUCAGGCGUUGCACAUCCAUCUGUUUUACUCAGGGCUCAUGAGCCAUAAAUUCAAGGAUGCUGGCGUUGGGUCUUUGUGGUUAGUUCCAAAUAACGAGUCCCUGCUCGGCACAGUUGGUACAACUCCUAUAGUACGCUUCAACGUCUGGGGUGAGAUGCUGAACGACGUCGGUGAUGUUCAAACUGUCAUCCAUCAGUACAAGCACCAUCCUCGUCUACGAGAUCUUGUUGAGAAGAAGUACGGGGAGGUCGUCGAUGUCGGGAGGACGGAUAUCCCGGACAUGCCUACGAUGCAACGGGAGCUAGACUCCAUCGGUUUGACAAGACCUCGUUGGGUGAUGAACGCUACGAGUGAGUUCUGCGAGGGGUUCCCACGCGCGAUGUGUUCCUGUGCGAAAGAUUCGUGUCAGGUUGGGUAUAAUGACUACUGGUACUGA
Messenger RNA from Saitoella complicata NRRL Y-17804, 1185 nucleotides. RefSeq lists its product as uncharacterized. The record is from RefSeq and is a predicted model, not a curated record. Bases 1 to 1185 code for a protein of 394 amino acids. Lineage: Eukaryota; Fungi; Ascomycota; Saitoellomycetes; Saitoellales; Saitoellaceae. The transcript has a single exon.